This is a messenger RNA of Hyaloscypha bicolor E, 1488 nucleotides long. RefSeq names its product 4-hydroxyacetophenone monooxygenase. Gene Ontology annotation, molecular function: NADP binding; flavin adenine dinucleotide binding; N,N-dimethylaniline monooxygenase activity. The transcript is spliced from 10 exons. NCBI's taxonomy places the organism in Eukaryota, Fungi, Ascomycota, Leotiomycetes, Helotiales, Hyaloscyphaceae. Bases 1 to 1488 code for a protein of 495 amino acids. The record is from RefSeq and is a predicted model, not a curated record.
AUGAGCAUGAGCGAUUUCUUGCCUUUCACAACUGUAGCAAUAAUUGGUGCAGGAUUCUCAGGACUGGGAAUUGCGUGUCAACUGAAGAAAAAACUAAAUUUCACUGAUUUUAUGAUCUUUGAACGCGCGUCCGGACUUGGAGGAACUUGGCGCUCAAACACAUACCCUGGAUGUGGUGUCGAUGUUCCGGCCGUAUUGUACAGUCUGUCAUUCGCACCAAAUUCGAACUUCUCAAAACUAUUUCCAGAUCAAGACGAAAUUCUGUCCUAUCUCCAAAGGCUUGCUGUAGACUUUAACAUCUGUUCAAGCAUCAGAUACAACAUCUCUUGUGAAAGCGCAAAGUGGCAGGAGAAGACCGGAACCUGGCUCUUGAAACUUCAAGUGAGUCAUACUGGCGAAAUUAUUGAGCACCAUUGUAAAGUCCUCAUCUCCGCCGUUGGUCGUUUGGUUGUACCAAAUUCAUUCGAGAUUCCUGGCCGAGGUGAAUUUCAUGGACAGAUCGUGCAUAGUGCACAGUGGAGGUCCGAUAUCAGUGUCAAAGACAAGGACAUAAUCGUCAUCGGCAACGGUUGUUCCGGCUCACAGAUCGUCCCCGCCAUUGCAGAUGAAGCAAAGAACGUAUACCACUUCAUGAGACCCAUGGAUCGGUGGCGUUUUGGCUCCAUUGGGAAGUCAAUGUUUCAAUAUAUUCCAAUCUUAUUAAAGCUUCUUCGAUUUCUUGUAUUUGCAUAUCUGGAAAUGACUUUCCAAUCUUUCUCUCUUGGUCAAACUACACAGCAGCCGAGAUCACGAGUUCGAGCAAAGGCUAAUACUUAUGUUCAACGAUCUGCACCAGCCGAGUAUUGGAAUCUUUUGAUCCCAAAGUACGCCCUUGGAUGCAAGAGAAAAAUCUUAGAUCCAGGCUAUCUGGAAUCGUUACACAGGCAGAAUGUUCAUCUCACCGAUGACAGAAUUAUUUCUUUAAAGAGAUGCGGCUUGGUGACAAGUUCGGGAAAAGAUUACCCGGCAGACAUUAUCAUCGUUGCUAAUGGCUUCAACUCCUUCUUCUAUGAAAUGAGCGUGGUCGGUCGACGUGGUGAAACUCUCGUCAGCCAUUGGAAAACCUUUGGGGGCAUUGAAGCUUAUAAGACAACGGCCUUAGCUGGCUUUCCAAAUUUCUUUUUGUUAUCUGGACCCAACUCCGUUAGCGGGCACAGCUCUUCGGUGUUUUCGAUCGAGAGCACUAUCGACCUCAUUGUAAAGGCUGUCAAACCAGUUUUGGAAAGACAUGCCAUUGAAGUAGAAGUGAAGUCCGAGGCUGAACAAAAAUGGGUUAACGACGUUCAAACCGCAUUGAAGUCGCGUGUUUAUGCAGAUAAUUGUGCCACGUACUACGUCGAUCAGAAAACCGGCUGGAACUUUACAAAUUAUCCAUGGAGCUUUGUUCAUUUAUGGUGGAGCAAUAAAUUCCCUGACAUGCGCGACUGGUCUUACCGCUACUUGGAUUAA